AGGAUGGGGGGGUGCUUCCCUCUCUGCGUCCCAAACAAAGUGUCACAAAGAGCUCGGCCGGCGGCAGCAGCAGAGGCGGCUGCAACUCAGCUUUUGUUCUCCCGGCCUGGGUAGCUGAGCCCUGGCCUUCCAGUCUUCCAACCCUGCCCCCCAUCAUCCUUCUGGCUUAUCUUCCCGGGGAGGGGUCUGGGGUGCCGCUGGAAGAACCUCUUGUGCAGGAUCACAGGUCCUGCCCUACUUGCCAACCUACUUGUGGGAGGUGGAUUUUCCCAGAGGCUCUCCUGCCCACCCCCACCCCCUAAUCCCAGGACUGAGGCCCGUAUGGGUGCUAAGACUCUGACCAUUCUAGGGUCAGUUCCAGUUAAGGGGACUUAGGGCUCACUAUAUGCCCCCUCCCCCAAAUCUAGAACUUUCAGAAGAGGGGUCAAGUUGGGACAUGCCUCUUGAAUAAGAUUCACUGUCGUAGGGUGGCCGUAGGUGAGCAGGUGUACCCUUCCUCUUGCCCCCUGCUGUGUAUUUGGAGUUCAUGACUGAGAUUCCAUGCCCCAACUCAGGGCAGUGAGGAUGGAGGCACAGAGGUUUACCAAGAACUCAGUGUAGAAGGUGGGCAAGCUGUGGUGUGGGAUCAGUUUGGAGGAGCUACCUGAACCGUGGGGUUCAGAGGGCCAUGGAGAGGAGACUAUAAAAAUGAACUACUGGGAUGUUUGUGUGAUAAAGGUGGUCUUGACUCUAGACCACCUACGAAGCUCCUUUUCUUUAACCCCAUCUAGUGCAGUGUUAAUCAUGAUUGUUAGAGGUGUAGGAUUCUCAGCAGCAGGAAAAAUAUCAAGUAUUAGAAGUGAUAAGUGACAGAUGCCUAGUCACAAUUGUACCUCAGAAGUUCUGAACCUUUGCCCCUUACACUUUGACCCUAAAAACUUUUGAACUACAAGGCUUGAGAGACAAUUUUCAUGGUCCUCCAGUCAGCGGACAUUUCUUGGUACCUGUCCGUGUCUGUGAGCCUUCUCACCAAGCCUUCCAUUCUUUCCUACUCAGUAAGGCUUGGUGGUCCACACCCCCUUCUCCACCAGCUCUCCUAGCACAUAAAAGUAAUUGGUCUGUUGCUUUGGGAAGAUUUCUGAUCCCUAUCCCUGGCCUUGCACCCCUGUAGAACCCAAAUAAGGGCAAGAUAACCCCUAAUUCCCAGUGUGGGAGGAAAGUAGGUCAGUGCUACUGUCUGGCCAAGUCUAGUGAAUGGUGUUUAGGGCCUGACUGUAGAAAACUCUGUUGAUUAUUGCCCACAAGCAAUACAUGCAUGACCUAGGUUCUAAGCUAGUUCAUAGAAUCUUGGGUCUUGUCAGUGCUUUCUCCUACUGAGAAAAACUCAUGGGAUUAGGUGGCUGGGACCUGGUUUGGUGUGGAGGUGAUUCAGAUCUGGAUUAUGCCUAGAGGGUCUCUUAAGUGGGUUUUAUUGAUUUAAGGCCACCCUUUGGGGAAAGUUUCCCUACUACCUGCUCAGGAAUAUAGCUUCAAUGUGCGUCUUCUUGUAUAUUACUGUAUUUCUGUCCUAGAAACUGCUAUGUGCAAAGCAGGUUUUUGUGUUGUUGUUUUUUUUGCUGGGGUUGGGGGGGGGGGAAGCUUUGCCCUAUUCCUACUCUACUUGCCUCAGAUAUGAGGUCAACUUCCCCUGAAGUAUUUUGUGUAUUAUCCUACAGGCAGUUUCAGGAGCCCUAGAAUCUUCUCAGAAUCAGUAUGUGCCCAUAGGUUAGUCAGCUAUGACCAUGCAGUAUUCCCAGCCUUUCCCCUCCUCCCCCACCAUCUGCUUCUUCUGAAUAUACCAGAUUGGCUGUACACCAGGAUGUUCUGGGAAUCCCCAGGAGAGCAACAGAAUGUGAUGGACCCAAAUACGAUGCCUCACUCACUCAUUCCAGGAUGUACAAACUGUAACUGUCAGGACACUCCUUAUAGCUAAUUAAAAUUCUUCUAGUUACAUGUAUUUUCUGUUACAUCUAUCUAUUUUCAGUGUCAUCCAAAAGGCAAAAAUAAUCCCUCUGGUACCACUGUUCUCCCCCACCCCCCAAUGGCUCCCAGAGAGGAAUUUAAAAAAAUCUUCUAGCUUUUCUUAGUGCCCUAAUUGUGGUGCUAAAAUGUCAAAUGUGGCCCCUCUAGCACUUCAUAGCUCUAUCUGUGGUACUGAGGUGGCCACAGUGGCUCCUCUGGUAGCCCACUGCACUCUCCAUGGUACUGAAGGGAUGACCAUUUGUUUUAACUUCUCUCUGGGGUCCAGAAGAGUCCUGUGACUCAGAACUACAAAAUUCUCUACCUGGAAGGGACCAUCAGUAUAAAUUAGUCCAACCCCAUUAUUUUACAGAUGAGUAAACUGGGACGUUAAAUGAUUUACUGAAGGUUGCAGGGCUGUUAAUGGUCAGAUUGGGCCCACAAUAACUUUGUACCCCUCAGUCCUAUUCUACAUCUUUCAUGAUACUACUCACUGAGGCUGACUAAGCUCUUGGUCCCAGGAAAGGGCUUUAUUUGGAGAAUCCAGAAGAUGAGGGUGGAUGCCCUAAUUUGGAGCUACAGAAAUACAAAUAUUAAAAGUGUGGUGGAGAUUGUUCAGUGACCCUUGGACAAGGACACUUUCUUAAUUAACCUCCUGUUAAUAAAAUUCCCAUAACCCAGAUUCUACAUGUAACAGGUACUUGCCUGUUCAUGGAGUCUUACCACAUCCAGUAAAUAUCAAAAAUUAAAGAAACUUGGACUUCCAGAGCUGCUUUUCUUUGCUGAUAAGCAGGGCUGACUUCUGGCCCAAUUCUCAGUUCUCUCCCAUUAAAGAUCCUUAAGCGAAGUAAUGCUUGAGUCCUUUUCUUUCUUAGUAACCCAUUUCAUGCCUAUUGUAAGGAAGUUCUUUAUAUUUCAAAUGUUCUUUCUAUUUCAGGUGAAAAAAAUUGAUUAAGUCCACAUUUGUCCAACCUUGACCAGAUAAAAUUCUAUAUGUAAGCAGGAAGGUAUACUGACCGACUUCUGGUCAUCCUCCCAGGCCUAUUUCCACGAAUCUUAAUUCUGGGAUUGCUUCUAAAUCUUAAUGCUAACCUCCUCUGCAGCUUAGGACCAUGAACCCUCCACCCCCUCCGCCCCCAGUCCCCUUCCUCUCAGUGUUCUUCUCCUUCCUCAGAGCUGGAGCUCUGGAGCUCUGCACAUCCCAGGCCCAGGGAAUUUUAGCCUGGAGAGUUUUAACCCUUUCCUGCCCAGAGCAUGUGCUGAGCCCCUAUCUGUGCAGAUGGCCCAGCCCCGCCCCCCGUCCCUCACUCCAGCCUCUUGAGCUCAGAGCCAGUGUAAUCCUCCUCUUGUGUGAGGGAGCCUCUCCCCUGCAGAGAGGAGGAAAGCCUGCUUCGGAACAGCCUUGGACAAAGGGGCUGAGAUGCCCCAUCAAACUGCAGGCUCCAAGGUUUGAAACACGGGGAUGAAUCCUACCUGGUAUUUGCAGUUUUUAACCCCUUCCCCAGACCAGCAGCACCCCUUAACUUCUACUCCUCCCCCAACUCUCUCUUCAUUCCCUCUCCUCCUGGCUCUCUCCCCCUUCGUACCCCUCCCCCUCUGUCUGUCUCCAGACUGCUGCUGCUGGGAGGUGUUUCUCUCCCAUGCAUGAAUGAGUCUCUGUAAUGAAUGGAAAUGAAUGGAUCAGGAAUCCAGGCGAGGGAGGGAGAAUGAGGGGGAAAGACAGGGUAAGAGCAAAGGAAGAGCUGUGGAGUCUGGAAGGAUGUUUGGCUGGCUGGUCAGUUAGGUGUCUGAGAGCAACUGGUCCCACUUGAAUAGCUGUGGAGCAUGGCAAGCCCACCCCAUUUGCUCAUCCAGCUGCACAGCCCAGUCUAAAUGAGAGAGGGCUGUACUGUGAUGGUCUCCCCCACCACCAGGGGGUGGUGGUGAUGGGGGGGUGGUAGUCGUUCUGGACCAGGCAUUUAAAAUGUAUUUGGGGGAAAUCUAUCUUCUCAGGGAGCCUUGGGGGUUGGUAAAUCAAGGAAUACAAAUUCGAGGACAGUAGUCCCCUCUUGCCUCAGGAUGUAAGGAGGGGGAAGGGGUAGGUUUCAGGAAUACAGGAUGCUAGGAGUUUGGGGUUGGGAGCGACUUAUUUUACAUUGCUGAGAAUCAGGACUUAUCUUUUCCUCCAAAUCUAUCUCUUGCUUUAGCUCUUCAGCACCUGUUGCCUUCAUUAGCAGCUUUUCCUCCUCUUCCCUGCACUCCCCAGAACCAAAGAAUGUGAAAGGGGUCCAUGGAGGGCUCACGUCCCCGCGCCCUGGGCGGCCACUUAACGCCGUCACCCCCGGCCUUCGACGGCGAACUGGAUCUGCAGCGCUACUCCAAUUCCAACGGGCCAGGCCUGAGCGCAGGGUCUGCAGGAAUGGGAGCUGUGGGCUGGUCUGAGAGCCGAGCUGGUGAACGGCGCUUCCCCUGCCCUGUGUGCGGGAAGCGCUUCCGCUUCAACUCCAUCCUGGCUUUGCACCUGCGGGCGCACCCAGGCGCCCAGGCCUUCCAGUGUCCGCACUGCGGCCACCGUGCCGCGCAGCGGGCCCUGUUGCGCUCGCACUUGCGCACGCACCAGCCCGAGCGCCCGCGCAGCCCCGCCGCACGCUUGUUGCUGGAGUUGGAGGAGCGCGCGCUAUUGCGCGAGGCCCGGUUAGGGAGAGCCCGAAGCUCAGGGGGCCUGCAGGCCAGCCCCGACACUGAGGGCCUGGCGCGGCCCCAGGCCCCUUCGACAUCUGCCUUCCGUUGCCCCUUCUGCAAAGGCAAGUUUCGCACCGCCGCGGAGCGCGAACGCCACCUGCACAUCCUGCACAGGCCCUGGAAGUGCGGCCUAUGCAGUUUCGGCUCCAGCCAGGAGGAGGAGCUGCUGCACCACAGCCUGACGGCCCACGGAGCUCCUGAGCGCCCUCUGGCGGCCACAUCUGCUGCCCCCCAGCCCCAGCCUCCACCCCAACCUGAACCCAGACCAAUCCCCGAGCGGGAGCCGGAGCCAGAGCCAGAGCCAGAGCUGGAGCCUGAACGUGAGGCAACUCCUGCCCCUGCUCCUGCUGCUCCUGAGGAGCCCCCUGCGCCUCCAGAGUUCCGUUGUCAAGUGUGUGGCCAGAGCUUCACGCAGUCCUGGUUUCUCAAGGGCCACAUGCGCAAGCACAAGGCCUCUUUUGAUCAUGCGUGUCCCGUCUGUGGCCGUUGCUUCAAGGAGCCCUGGUUCCUUAAGAAUCACAUGAAGGUGCAUGCCAGCAAGCUGGGCCCACUGCGUGCCCCGGGGCCUGGUUCUGGGCCUGCCCGGGCCCCCCAACCUCCUGACCUGGGCCUGCUGGCCUACGAGCCGUUGGGCCCUACUCUCCUCCUGGCUCCAGCGCCCACCCCGGCUGAGCGCCGUGAGCCUGCAAGCCUCCUGGGCUAUCUGAGCCUGCGAGCUGGUGAAGCCCGGCCCAAUGGUGAGGGUGCUGAGUCUGGGGCUAGCCGCAGCUUUGGAGGCUUUCGCCCCUUGCCCUCUGCUCUCCCAGCCCGGGCUCGCAGGCACCGCACUGAGGAGCCUGAGGAAGAAGAGGAGGUGGUGGAGGCCGAGGAGACCUGGGCCCGAAACAGGGCGCUGGGCCCACUGGCUUCACUGCACCCGCGCCCAGGGGAGGGGCCAGGGCACUCUGCAUCUGCUUCGGGGGCCCAGGCAAGGCCUACUGCCACCCAGGAAGAGAAUGGGCUAUUAGUUGGAGGGACCCGGUCUGAAGGGAGCCGGGGGGCCACCGGCAAAGAUUGUCCCUUCUGCGGAAAAUCUUUCCGCUCGGCGCAUCACCUCAAGGUACACCUGCGAGUGCACACAGGCGAACGCCCCUACAAGUGUCCACACUGCGACUACGCAGGCACCCAAUCUGGCUCGCUCAAGUAUCACCUGCAGCGCCACCAUCGGGAGCAGAGGAGCGGGGCUGGCCCUGGGCCACCACCAGAGCCACCCCCUUCCCAGAGGGGUUCGGCCCAGACAUCUGGAGCUAAGACAGCUCAGCAGUCUGCAACUUGGGUGGAGGGUACCUCGAAUCCCCGGCCUUCCAGCGGCACCGCACCAGGGUCCCGUAGGAAGCCUGCCAGUCCUGGGAGGACCCUGCGCAACGGGCGAGGCGGUGAGGCCGAACCCCUGGACCUGUCCCUGCGGGCGGGGCCGGGAGGCGAGGCUGGGCCAGGGGGUGCCCUCCACCGUUGCCUCUUUUGCCCCUUCGCCACUGGAGCUCCUGAGCUCAUGGCCUUGCACCUGCAGGUGCACCACAGUCGCCGGGCUCGGGGCCGCCGACUGCCCCAGGCUGAUGUGUCCCUGCCCUAUGUCCGAGCACCAUCAGGAGAGACCCCUCCCAGUCCUCCUCUGCAGGAAGGGGAGGAGGGCCCCGGGCUGUCGAGAUCUGGAGAUGUGGGGUUGGGGGGGCAAGAACGGUAGGGGGCCCCUUAGGGAGCUCUCUUAGGGGCCGUUAGUUUAGUGAGCUUACCCCGCCAGAGCAGGGGAGCGCUAGAGGUAGUUGGGUAGAGCAGCCAGCAGGGAGCAGUGUGGAACCCAUAUCCCAGCCCCAGGUGGACCAGAGGUAAAGGGUGUGGAGGGCAUAGGAGGGUGGGUGGGCAGUAUGCACUCAGCCCAGGGGAGUCACAGUGCCUUAGAAGUGGCAGGGGCGAGGAUCAAAGAAUGGGUUCCCAGGGCUGGCAGAGAGGGUUGUGCCCCUGUUGAGGAGAUGCUCUGCCAGUCCUUGCUGGUUCAUAGGCAUGAGAGUUUAUUUUUGUACAAUGGGUGGGGGUGGGGGGCACUGUACCCUUCUAAGCCCCUUCAGGGGCCCUGUAGACGUCGCUAUUUUUGGUACGAUUCCUGUCAUCCCUGUCGCAGAGUUGUGUCCCCAAUAAACAGGUGUCUUGAGGCACAGGACACUGUGUCUGUCUGCCUAUGUCCUG
Molecule: messenger RNA, 6921 nt
Organism: Miniopterus natalensis
Lineage: Eukaryota; Metazoa; Chordata; Mammalia; Chiroptera; Miniopteridae
Source: RefSeq, a predicted model, not a curated record